This is a messenger RNA of Penicillium taxi, 1572 nucleotides long. RefSeq names its product MFS transporter. Bases 1 to 1572 code for a protein of 523 amino acids. Gene Ontology annotation, molecular function: transmembrane transporter activity. The record is from RefSeq and is a predicted model, not a curated record. Gene Ontology annotation, cellular component: membrane. The transcript has 2 exons. Gene Ontology annotation, biological process: transmembrane transport. NCBI's taxonomy places the organism in Eukaryota, Fungi, Ascomycota, Eurotiomycetes, Eurotiales, Aspergillaceae.
AUGAGGACUUUGGUUUCGGAAAAGCUAGAAGAAGCAGGAAAUGUUGAAACUAGCUUGAAAGAACAGACAGACGUGAUCACUAUUUUUGAUGAUAAGGGUCUCGAACAGCAACAGCAACAGCAACAGCAACAACGCAGUACAAAACAAUACCCAGAAACAGAUCUCAGCCAGGGAAUUGUUGGUUGGGAAGGACAAGAUGAUCCGAAUAAUCCUCAAAACUUUUCGCCUGCACGGAAAUGGGCUCUGCUGAAUUACAUGAGUAUCAAUACUUUUAUCUCUCCUCUUGCGUCGACUAUGUUUUCCCCCACUGUGAGCUAUGUCGCAACAGAUCUAGGAGUCGCUGAUGAAACUCUACUCUCGUUCAGUGUCAGCAUAUAUCUGAUCGGCUAUGCGUUCGGCCCGCUUCUGCUUGCCCCAUUAAGCGAAAUAUACGGUCGAAAAAUUGUUCUCAACUGUGCCAACUGGUUCUUCGUGCUCUGGCAGAUCGGAUGUGCCCUCGCUCCAGAUAUCACAAGUUUGAUUAUAUUUCGGUUGCUGGCUGGCAUUGGAGGCUCUGGUUGCUUGACUCUUGGUGCCGGGGUUAUUGCGGACAUCUUCCCCAUUCAGCAGCGUGGUCUUGCAGCAUCUCUCUGGAGUUUGGGCCCACUAGUCGGACCAAUUGUUGGUCCUGUUGCAGGGGGUUUUAUGGGUGAGGAGAUUGGAUGGCGCUGGGUCUUCUGGGUGCUCACAAUAGUUGGUGCAGUGCUGACACUGGCCAUCCAAUUUCUAAACCAAGAGACUUAUGCACCUGUCCUUAUCCGCCGCAAGACCAUACGUCUGUCCAAGGAAUUGGCUCGGGGCGAUCUUCGAAGUGCAUAUACACCUAGUGGUGAAGAUGUAUCGCUGGCUGCGACUCUCAAAGUCGGACUGAAACGUCCUUUCGUACUCUUCCUAAAGUCGCCUAUUGUCAUGUCCCUUUCGAUCUAUAUGGCGCUCGUAUAUGGUCUUCUCUAUCUCUUCUUCACGACUAUCUCGACUGUGUUUCAGAACCAAUAUGGGUUUUCAACUGGCACCUCAGGCCUCGCCUAUAUAGGGAUUGGGUCUGGCGCCAUCCUGGGCCUCGUAACCAUGGCAUUCACUAGCGACCGACUAGUGGUCAAGUUGACGGUGCGAAAUGGAGGAAAGUUUGAACCGGAGAUGCGCCUGCCAAUGAUGAUUUUUUAUUCUUGUUUUCUCCCGAUUAGCUUCUUCUGGUAUGGCUGGACCGCUGAAAAGAACGUUUUCUGGCUCAUCCCUAUUAUUGGCACGGUGCCAUUCAGCUUCGGCAUGAUGGGACUUUACCUCCCCAUUCAGACCUAUAUCAUUGACUCAUACCCAGCAUAUGCAGCUUCGGCAAAUGCAACGCUGACUGCAGUCCGAUCGUUGGUAGGCGCGCUCCUACCUCUAGCUGGUCCGUCGAUGUUUCAGAGGCUGGGAUUGGGCUGGGGAAAUUCUCUGCUUGGAUUUGUUGCGCUGGCAUGCAUACCCAUUCCGAUCAUAUUUUCGCGAUAUGGCCAGCGUAUUCGAGAGAAGUUUCCAGUCAACAUGGACUGA